AUGGCUGAAAAGACCACCAUGAAGGCCGUCGUCUUCGAUGGCCCGUACAAGGUUUCGAUCCAGGAACGGCCGGUUCCGAAGUUGCAGAGCCCCGGCGACAUCAUCGUGAAAGUGCAGGCUACCGCCCUGUGUGGAUCUGAGCUGCACGUCUUCAGAGGUCACCAGCCAUCCGACACGGGCUUUAUAAUGGGCCAUGAGUUCACUGGUAUCGUCGUGGAGGCAGGCGAGAACGUAAAGACUAUCAAGACGGGAGACAAGAUUGUCUCCCCGUUCACAACAACAUGUGGGAAAUGCUUCUACUGCCAAAACGGAUACUCGUCCCGCUGCGUCGAGUCCCUUCUUUUCGGCUGCCCAAAGCUAGAUGGCGGACAGGCCGAGUACGUCCGUGUUCCCAACGCAGAUGGCACCGUGAUGAGGGCCCCUUCCGAGAUCCAGGACCAAUGCCUCGUGCUGAUGGCAGACAUCUUCCCCACCGGCUAUUUCGGCGCCAAGAAUGCCUUCUCCCGGCUCUCGCCCGGUGAGAUCGAGAACGGCACCGUCGUGGUCAUCGGAUGUGGGCCCGUCGGCAUCUGUGCCAUCAUCGCCGCGCUCGAGUACAAGCCGAAGCACCUGUUUGCCGUGGACAGUGUAGAGAGCCGGCUGGAGCAGGCGAGGCAGGCAGGGGCGGAGCCGCUGAACUUCAUGACGGACAAGGAGGGCAUGUUUGAGCGGGUCAGGGGCGCGACCGAGGGCAGGGGCGCGGAUGCCGUGAUCGAGGUUGUGGGAUUGAGUCCGGCGCUACGGACGGCAUUUGACCUGAUCAGACCUUGGGGUGUGAUUUCGAGUAUCGGUGUGCAUAACGCGGAGAUUCCAUGGACUGGAAAUGACGCGUAUAACAAGAACCUCCGCCUUUCCAUGGGCCGAUGCCCUGUGCGGUCGCUGUUCCCCGAGGCGCUGGCAGUGUUGGCCAAGCAGCAGGACAAGUUGAGCUUCAUGUUUGACAAGAUCAUGCCAUUGGAGGAAGCCGUCGAAGGCUAUGAACUUUUCGACCAGAUGAAGGUGCACAAGGUAAUCUUCAAACCUUGACGAACGGGAUGAAUCUUCUCCAAGGCGUAGUCAACUUCAUGAUGUAGUCAAGGUGUCAAAAACCGUCCAUAGUAUAGCUCUGUGAGAUGACAGUAGUUCAGAAUGCGACAGAUCUCGCAGCAGCCGCCCGAAUGGUUAAUUCUGCCUCGGCUUGACGAUCCCAUCGUGCAUCAUGUAGUAGACAAUCGUCGAGUCAUCAUGGACCACAGCCAUGAGCACCCUCUUGCCGCGCUUGGAGCCCCGCCACUUCUUCCACUCGGGACAAGUACCAGUCAGGUCCUCUCUGGCCUUGGCAGCAGGCGGCAGCGCGUCGACCGAGUCCAAGACGGCGGCAAACGCGCGCAGACUCAUCUUCUCGGAGAGGUGAACGGGCAGCACCCAUUCGUACUCGGCCUCCUGAGGGAUGGCUUUCCCAGAAGACUUCUCCGCCUUGAUGAUCUCGAUCUGCUCGUCUGGGUGGACGUACAUGCGGCGAGGCGACAAGCCUGAGAUGAGAGGUCGUGUCUGGGAAGGGUUGUUGUGGGCUGUGACGUCUGUCCAAUCUUGCUGGUUCUCGAGAUUGUUGAGGACGAUCUUGGUCAGCCCCUCGAGGUGGGGAGAAAAAGACAUGGCCUUUAGUCCUG
Molecule: messenger RNA, 1688 nt
Organism: Cryphonectria parasitica EP155
Lineage: Eukaryota; Fungi; Ascomycota; Sordariomycetes; Diaporthales; Cryphonectriaceae
Exons: 9
Coding region: 1-1065 (354 amino acids)
Molecular function (GO): zinc ion binding; oxidoreductase activity
Source: RefSeq, a predicted model, not a curated record